CUGGUUUUUAUCUUCUUACAAGUUACUUGGUUUUCUUCUUUUAAGCCAUGGAUUCUCAGCUCUUGUUUUCCCUUGUUCUAUUCUCUUCAUGGGUUUUCUUGGGCUUCUCUCAAAGCUCUGGAGGUGCUAGUGAUCCAACCGCAUGUAUAACUAAGCUACUCCCUUGCCAGGAUUCUAUAAAAAGUCCAGCGGCACCGCCGGCGUCGUGUUGUGUCCCAUUGAAGCAGAUGAUCAACGAUGAUCCACAAUGCUUGUGUGGUAUCUAUAACGACCCAUCGUUUCUAAAGAAUCUAAACAUAACACAGACUGAUCUCUUGUCGCUUCCAAAGGGAUGUGGUGUCAAAGUUGACAUGUCUGUGUGCAAAACAGCUCCUGGGGCUAGUUCACCUACUGCUUCAUCAGUUCCAGCAACUUCAAAUGGUACUAGUACCAGUAGCAACUCAACCAGUAGUAACUCUACUAGCAGUCCAACCAGCAAAAACUCAGCAGAUGGGAUCUCUCCUUUCAGUGGACUUGGUUUUAUUGCUACAUUUGUUACUUUAAUCUUGUCAGCAUUCUAGGAUCAUUAGUUCAGUUAGAUUAAAGGGGAUUUUCUUUUGUAAACCCCCCUCCCCCUUUCAAUAACCUCGUUUUUUUCCCUACAUGGAAUAGCAAACUAAUUUCUUGAUGUUCAAAAAAAAAAAAAAAAUUUGAUAAGAUAAAGUGAUGUCAUUUUAUUGUGUUUGGAUGAAUAUCAUGGAACAGAUAAGGACAUUUCGAACUUUCAAUAUAUAUAAGGAAAGUAAUGAUG
Molecule: messenger RNA, 790 nt
Organism: Macadamia integrifolia
Lineage: Eukaryota; Viridiplantae; Streptophyta; Magnoliopsida; Proteales; Proteaceae
Product: non-specific lipid transfer protein GPI-anchored 3-like
Exons: 3
Coding region: 48-560 (170 amino acids)
Source: RefSeq, a predicted model, not a curated record